Lycium barbarum (goji berry) is the source of this 2158-nucleotide messenger RNA. RefSeq names its product tubulin alpha-3 chain-like. Lineage: Eukaryota; Viridiplantae; Streptophyta; Magnoliopsida; Solanales; Solanaceae. Bases 607 to 1962 code for a protein of 451 amino acids. The transcript is spliced from 4 exons. The record is from RefSeq and is a predicted model, not a curated record. Gene Ontology annotation, biological process: mitotic cell cycle; microtubule cytoskeleton organization. Gene Ontology annotation, molecular function: structural constituent of cytoskeleton; GTP binding. Gene Ontology annotation, cellular component: cytoplasm; microtubule.
GCUUGUGGCAAUACCUGAAUACCAUUGGUCCGAUUCUUAUUAGUAAUCUUACCGUAAAAUAUUACUGUUUGAUAUCACUUCUCCAUUUUCGCACAUCAAAGAAUGGCGAUUAUUUUUAAUCUUGCUUGAGUUUUGGUGACAACUAAUGAAAAUUUUCCAACCCAAAAGUCAAAAGUCAAAAUGUUUGCUCUCUGUUCUUUUUGUGCGGAAGAGGAAGGAGAAAGAGUGAAAACGAAAUGAUAAUAUCAUGGUUUUAAGAUGUAUUAAGUUAUAUAUUCUUUAAUUGAAAGAAAGAAAUAUCUGUUGAUGGAAAUAAAUAAAAAUGAUGGGCACGAAUUUGUUUCAACGUGCAAAGAAAUAUUCCCUCGUAUUAAAAAAAAAAUAAUAAAAAAAUACAAUGGUGUGUGUGUCCAUGUUUAAACCAGCAUUAGCCACUGUCCCUCCAUUUAUUUAUGAUGGCCCCGUAGAAUCAGAGAACAAGGGGAGGAGAAGAGCAGAAAGUGCAUUCAAAUUCGGGAGAUUGUGAGAGGUCUUCAUAAAGACCUUCUUCGUUGAUCCUCUUGCUCGCUCAUUCUGCAAAAUAUAUCAUUAAAAACAAAAAGAGAGAUGAGGGAGUGCAUUUCCAUUCACAUUGGCCAGGCCGGUAUUCAGGUUGGCAAUGCUUGCUGGGAACUUUAUUGCCUCGAACAUGGCAUUCAGCCGGACGGCCAGAUGCCAGGUGACAAGACUUUAGGAGGAGGUGAUGAUGCCUUCAAUACAUUUUUCAGCGAAACCGGAUCAGGGAAGCACGUUCCUCGUGCUGUUUUUGUUGAUCUUGAGCCCACUGUUAUUGAUGAAGUGAGAACUGGAGCAUAUCGCCAGCUAUUUCACCCUGAACAAUUGAUCAGUGGCAAAGAAGAUGCUGCAAACAACUUCGCACGAGGCCAUUAUACAAUUGGAAGGGAGAUAGUUGAUCUUUGCUUGGAUCGGGUCAGAAAGCUCGCAGACAACUGCACUGGUCUGCAGGGCUUUUUGGUUUUUAAUGCCGUUGGUGGAGGCACUGGUUCUGGCUUAGGUUCACUUCUGUUAGAACGUUUGUCAGUGGACUAUGGUAAAAAAUCCAAGCUUGGGUUCACUGUGUACCCCUCUCCUCAGGUUUCAACCUCUGUUGUGGAGCCAUACAAUAGUGUGCUGUCAACCCACUCCCUCCUGGAACACACAGAUGUUGCUGUCUUGCUUGAUAAUGAAGCAAUUUAUGACAUCUGUCGCCGCUCCCUUGACAUUGAACGCCCCACCUACACCAACUUGAACCGAUUGGUGUCACAGGUGAUCUCAUCUCUGACUGCUUCUCUGAGGUUUGAUGGAGCCUUGAAUGUUGAUGUGAAUGAAUUUCAGACUAACCUGGUCCCAUACCCAAGGAUCCACUUCAUGCUUUCGUCUUAUGCCCCAGUUAUAUCAGCUGAGAAGGCUCACCACGAACAACAUUCUGUGGCAGAAAUCACCACUACUGCUUUUGAACCAGCUUCUAUGAUGGCCAGGUGUGAUCCUCGUCGUGGCAAGUACAUGGCGUGCUGCCUAAUGUAUCGAGGAGAUGUGGUGCCCAAGGACGUGAAUGCUGCUGUAUCCAUUAUCAAAACCAAGCGUAGCAUUCAAUUUGUUGAUUGGUGUCCAACGGGCUUUAAAUGUGGUAUCAAUUACCAGACUCCAACUGUUGUUCCAGGAGGCGAUUUGGCCAGGGUACAAAGAGCAGUGUGUAUGAUAUCCAAUUCUACUAGUGUUGCUGAGGUUUUCUCCAGGAUUGACCACAAAUUUGAUCUAAUGUAUGCGAAAAGAGCCUUUGUUCAUUGGUAUGUUGGUGAAGGCAUGGAGGAAGGUGAAUUUUCUGAAGCCCGUGAGGAUUUAGCUGCACUUGAGAAAGAUUAUGAGGAGGUUGGUGCUGAAUAUGGGCAGGGUGAAGAGGGUAGUGAAGGAGAAGAAUACUAAUGAGUGGGAGUGUGAUGGAUCAUUAGAUGUUUUUUUAUCACCUUUUCUUGAUUUCAGUAUAUGUUUAUUUAGUACUGAUACAAUAUUUGUAAAAAGAGAUCUCCACUUUAUACAUGUACCACUGCUUAAUUUGGUUAUGUGAUAAAUAUACAAUUUUUCAUUGGAUAAUAAUAUAUGAAUUUUUUUGUAAGACAAA